Molecule: messenger RNA, 1364 nt
Organism: Acanthisitta chloris (rifleman)
Lineage: Eukaryota; Metazoa; Chordata; Aves; Passeriformes; Acanthisittidae
Product: voltage-dependent calcium channel subunit alpha-2/delta-1-like
Exons: 11
Coding region: 1-939 (312 amino acids)
Cellular component (GO): L-type voltage-gated calcium channel complex
Molecular function (GO): voltage-gated calcium channel activity
Source: RefSeq, a predicted model, not a curated record
AUGGUAAGCAAGGCUGUGGAAAUAAAAAUUGAUGGGAAGCAUCUGAAGCCAGCAGUUGUUGGAAUAAAAAUUGAUGCAACCAGCUGGAUGGAAAAUUUCACAAAAACCACAAUCAAGAGUCUGUGCAACAGUGAAAUCUGUGGCUGUGAGAAAAAUAGCAUGCAUGUGGACUGUGUUAUCCUCGACGACGGUGGAUUCCUUUUGAUGUCAAAUCGGGAUGAAUAUACACAACAGAUUGGAAGAUUCUUUGGUGAAAUUGAUCCUGGCCUGAUGAGAAACCUGAUUAACAUGUCCUUGUAUGCCUUUAACAAGUCAUAUGACUAUCAAUCAGUAUGUGAUCCUGAAGAAGAACCAAAGCAAGGAGCUGGACUUCGUUCUGCCUAUGUGCCUACGAUAACAGAUAUUUUGCAGCUAGGAUGGUGGGCUUCAGCAGCUGCCUGGUCUAUCUUACAGCAGCUGUUUUUGAGCUUGACUUUUCCACGGUUCCUUGAAGCAGCUGAUAUGGAAGAUGAUGAUUUUGGUGCUGCCCUGCCUAAAACAAGCUGCAUCACUGAGCAAACUCAGUAUUUCUUUGAGAAUGAUGAUAAAUCCUUUGGUGGGAUUGUAGACUGUAUAAACUGCUCCAGGCUUUAUCAUGCAGAGAAGAUUUCAAACACCAAUCUAGUAUUCAUUAUUAGUGACAGCCAACUGCUGUGCCGCUCCUGCGACCCAAAGCCACUGAUGCAAGCAGAGAAACCUGAUGAAGGACCAAAUCCUUGUGAAAUGGUCAAACAACCUAGAUACAGAAAGGGUCCUGAUGUCUGUUUUGAUGAAGCCAAACAGGAAGAUUCGGCCGACUGCGGUGGUGCCUCUGGUCUGAGUCCAUCACUGUGGUCUGUGCUAGGAAUUCAGUUGGUCCUGCUUUGGCUGUUAUCUGGCAGCAGAUACUGCCAGUUAUGACCUUGCUAAACCAAAACCUGCAUAACUUAAUCGAGAUCCGGCCAAAACGAUAGCCUCAGUUUCAUUUCCAAAAGGGUCAGCUAUUCAGACAGCAGCAGAAGAGCAGUGCUCAUGUCUGGUCAUCACUCGUCGUGAGACUCAUGAGGACACCCACGGUGGCUGCAUGUUGGAGUGUCGGAUCCUUAAACGUGUGUGAAUGCUGCAUCAUCUAUGCCAUCUGAACAGAAUUCUGUACGUGCUCCAUUGGGGAAUCUUAAGUUGUUUGUUUUGGGUUUUUUUUCUUUCAUUUGUUUGUUGCUGUAAUCUUGAUGACUUCAUGUAAAAGGGCUCCCCUAACAAUAGCUUAUGUAUAUGAUUUUCAUUUCUUUGAAGCUUUGGAUAUCUUGAAGAUUUCUAUUCUUUUACAUGGACAGUUACUUUCAAAC